AUGUCUGCCGCUGGAACAACCCCUGGAGUUGUAGACCAACAUGGGAAAGGGAAAGCCCCUGGAGUUGUAGACCAACAUGGGAAAGGGAAAGCCCCUGGAGCUGUAGAUCAACAUGGGAAAGGGAAAGCCCCUGGAGUUGUAGACCAACAUGGGAAAGGGAAAGCCCCUGGAGUUGUAGACCAACAUGGGAAAGGGAAAGCCCCUGGAGCUGUAGAUCAACAUGGGAAAGGGAAAGCCCCUGGAGUUGUAGACCAACAUGGGAAAGGGAAAGCCCCUGGAGUUGUAGACCAACAUGGGAAAGGGAAAGCCCCUGGAGUUGUAGACCAACAUGGGAAAGGGAAAGCCCCUGGAGUUGUAGACCAACAUGGGAAAGGGAAAGCCCCUGGAGCUGUAGAUCAACAUGGGAAAGGGAAAGCCCCUGGAGUUGUAGACCAACAUGGGAAAGGGAAAGCCCCUGGAGUUGUAGACCAACAUGGGAAAGGGAAAGCCCCUGGAGUUGUAGACCAACAUGGGAAAGGGAAAGCCCCUGGAGUUGUAGACCAACAUGGGAAAGGGAAAGGGGUCGCUAGCUGGAGGAUGUUAGAUGGUUCUGUUGCUGCUCUACUAAGCUGAAGACAGAGAGAGAGAGAGAGAAAGAGGGGGAAGGAGGGAGAGACAGAGAGAGAGAGAGAGAGAGAGCAGAGAGAGUGAGAGAGUGAGAGAGAGAGUGAGAGCAGAGAGAGAGAGCAGAGAGAGAGAGAGAAAGAGGGGGAAGGAGGGAGAGACAGAGAGAGAGAGAGAGAGCAGAGAGAGAGAGCAGAGAGAGAGAGAGCGAGCGAGAGAGGGAUAUGUGGGGCUUUUAUCAGUUAGAGUAUAGCACAAGUCAUAGAAAAGGAGCUCAAUUAAUUUGCAAAGAAAUAAUGUGCAUCAAACAGUCGCCUCUACUUUUACAUAAGGUUUACCUGGGGGCUGGCAAAACCCCAGGCAGUGGGUGCAUCCCAAUGGCACCCUAUUCCCUAUAUAGUGCACUACUUUUGACCAGAGCUUUUGUCAGAAAUAGUGCACUACAUAGGGAAUAGGGUGCAGACAGUCAUUUUAAUAAUAAUGCUCCUUCUCCCCGGGGGGUGGAUUUGAGAGCCAGAGAAACCCCCGGUUGUUACGUUGUAACACUAACCACAUAAAAUGCAACUAUUCACUUUCCUCCUCUUAUAACUGAGCCACUUAGAGAACACAAUGCUCCGUGUCUGACUGAAAGAGGGAGACGCACACACACACACACACACACACACACAUAAACACAUACACAUACACACAUAAACACACAUACACACAUACACACACAUACACACAUACACAGACACGCACACACAGACACAUACACACACACACAUAAACACAUACACACACACACAUACACACACACAGACACAUACACACACACACACACACACAUACACACACACACACAUAAAUACACACAUAAACACACAUACACACAUACACAGACACACACACACACACACAUAAACACAUACACAUAGACACAUAAACACACAUACACACAUACACAGACACGCACACACACACACACAGACACAUUCACACAUACAUACAGUACAUAUAGAUGAUACAGAGACGAGGGAGAAAGGCCACAUAGAGACUACAGAAGACAACAGAGAUACUACAGAGAGAAACAGAGACUACAUAGAGACUGCAUAGAGACUACAGAGAGACUACAGAGAGUCACAGAGAGAUCGCGAAAGACUACAGAGAGAUAAUGAGAGACUAUAGAGAGAUAUUGAGAGAGUACAGAGACUACAGAGAGAUAGUGAGAGACUACAGAGAGAUAGCGAGAGACUACAGAGAGACUAUAGAGAUAAUACAGAGAGAUAGCGAGAGACUACAGAGAGAUAACAAAGGACUACAGAGAGAUAACGAGAGAAUACAUAGAGACUACAGAGAGAUAGUGAGAGACUACAGAGAGACUACAGAGAGAUAGCGAGAGACUACAGAGAGACAGUGAGAAACUACAGAAAGACUACAGAGAGACUACAAAUAGAUAACAAGAGACUACAGAGAGACUACAGAGAGACUACAGAGAGAUAACGAAGGACUACAGAGAGAUAGUGAGAGACUACGGAGAGAUAACAAGAGAAUACAUAGAGACUACAGAGAGAUAGUGAGAGACUACAGAGAGAUAAUGAGAGACUACAGAGAGACUACAGAGACUACAGAGGGAUAGCGAGAGACUACAGAGAGACAGUGAGAAACUACAUAAGAAUACAGAGAGACUACAAAUAGAUAACGAGAGACUACAGAGAGACUACAGAGAGACUCAAGAGAUAAUGAGAGACUACAGAGAGACUACAGAGAGAUGGAGAGAAUGAAAGAAGAGAGAAGAGAAGAGAGAGAGAGGCUUAGAGAUGAUGAAGAGACAUGAGAAGAGAGCGAGAAACACCCAGACCACACACACACACACAGACAGACUACACACACACACACACACACACAGACCACACACACACACACACACACAGACCACACACACACACACACACACACACACGCACACAGACCACACACACACACACAGACCACACACACACACACACACAGACCACACACACACACACACACACACAGACCACACACACACACACAGACCACACACGCACAGACCACACACACACACACACACAUACACACACACACACACACACACAUAGACCACACACACACACACACACACACACACACACACACACACACAGACCACACACACACACACAGACCACACAUACACACAGACCACACACAGACCAUACACACACACAGACCACACACACACACAGACCACACACAGACCACACACACACACAGACCACACACAGACCACACACAGACCACACACAGACCACACACAGACCACACACACAGGGAGCAGUCAUUAUGUAAGAGUGUGUAGUGUAAACCUGCCCAUCAUGUUCAUGUCACAGAAUGUUGAUGCUUGUUUUGUUGAGAACGUGCUGCACCACAAGGACAAAGACAAGAUGGUGGACCCUGUUAAGGACAGAGACAAGAUGGUGGACCCUGUUAAGGACAGAGACAAGAUGGUGGACCCUGUUAUAGCUACUGAAGCUGAUGUCUUCAACUCUUAA
Molecule: messenger RNA, 3137 nt
Organism: Coregonus sp. 'balchen'
Lineage: Eukaryota; Metazoa; Chordata; Actinopteri; Salmoniformes; Salmonidae
Source: the annotation of a GenBank genome assembly